AAGAAACUGACGUGUAUGGGCGUAACUUUAUUACUAUGCUAAAGUUUUGGAUUUCUAAAAAUGUGUUCCCCAAGCUGUGAAAGAAGACAUACUUGUUGGCUAAGGUCAGGCGAGAAAAAAGAGAAAUUGAGAAUCCUCCCAAGUUCGAAGAUUAUCUUUCGCUGACUUUCUCUCUUCUCUGAUAAAACUCGAAAACAAUAAUUCAAACUCGACUCGCCGCAUGGCCGCACCGCCAAGUCAGCGCAGCGGCGGUGGUCGAACGACGUCGCUUCGCGGCGACACCUCCGAGUCCGAUAAAUUGGAAUCCACCACUAGCUGGGACGCCCUCGAAUGGACCAAAAUCGAGGUCCCCUCCCAAUUCCCAUCCAAUUCUAGGCCCGAUUCGCGGUACGUUUCGCAUGUGAAAUUCGAUUUCCUGCUUGAAGCCGAACAAGUCAUAGUCGAGGGAUACGGUGUUGUUCUUGUUAAUACAGAUGAGGCGGGUACCUUGAUAGUAACCAAUUUUCGUCUAAUUUUUCUAAGUGAGGGAACAAGGAAUAUCAUUGCACUUGGCACAAUUCCACUGACCACCAUAGAAAAGUUCAGCAAAAUGGUCAUAAAGGCUCAAUCAGCCCUUCGUCAAUCUGACAAAACACCGUCACGACGACUUCUUCAGGUCAUUGGCAAAGAUAUGAGAAUUAUUGUCUUUGGUUUCCGCCCUAGAACGAAGCAGAGACGUGCAGUAUUUGAUGCAUUACUACGGUGUACUAAGCCAGCAAGCCUAUGGGAUCUCUACGCUUUUACUUCUGGACCUUCCAAAUUCAAAAAUAGUAACCCAAGGGAGCGAUUACUAACCGAGUAUUUUCGGCUUCUUGGAAAAGGCUCCUUCUGCCCGUCAAUGACUACAAUUGAGGAUGGGUCAUUCACAUUUUCCAAUGACUUGUGGAGAAUAAGUAGCAUAAAUUCCAAUUAUGCAAUGUGCCAGAGUUAUCCAUUUGCCUUGAUUGUGCCAAAAGGCAUCAGUGAUGAAGAAGUGCUUCAGGCUUCAACCUUUCGUGCAAGAUGCCGAUUACCUGUAGUUUCCUGGUGUCAUCCUCGAAGUGGAGCUGUCCUUGCACGUUCAUCUCAACCAUUAGUUGGUCUCAUGAUGAAUAUGAGGAGCAACACUGAUGAAAAGCUUGUAGCUGCACUUUGCACUCAACUUGCUAGUGUGAGGGGGGCUCGGAGGAAGCUAUAUAUUGCUGAUGCAAGACCAAGGAAAAAUGCUUUAGCAAAUGGGGCCAUGGGAGGUGGCUCAGAGUCAUCCUCAAAUUAUUUUCAAUCUGAGAUAGUUUUCUUUGGGAUAGACAACAUACAUGCGAUGAGGGAUAGUCUUGCUCGACUUAGGGACUACUUAGACACUCAUGGCGCUACUUCUUCAGAUGGAAUGUCAUCAUUCUUGAGACAUGGUGGAUGGACUUGGGGUGGAGGCAACCUGAGCAGUAUGUCUGCUUCAGUAUCAACCCUUGGUGACAGUGGUUGGUUAAUACAUGUUCAGAAUGUCUUGGCUGGUUCGGCUUGGAUUGCUGCACGUGUUGCUUUGGAAUCGGCAUCAGUGCUUGUGCAUUGCAGUGAUGGAUGGGAUAGAACAACUCAGUUGGUUUCACUUGCUAGUCUGCUGCUUGAUCCAUACUAUCGGACAUUCACAGGGUUUCAGGCACUUGUGGAGAAAGAUUGGCUGGGAUUUGGUCAUCCAUUUUCAGAUAGAAUAGGCAUGCCAACAGUAUCUGGUAGUUGUAAUGUUCCUUAUGAGUUAACUAGGCAGACUUCUACAGGGAGCUUUUCAACAUCACCUAUGCGCCAGCCAUCAGGAUCAUUUACAUCUCAGGGUCCAAGUUCAACUCAUGCACAGACUUCAAACAACUAUUCCCCCAUAUUUAUGCAGUGGAUUGAUUGUGUUUCACAAUUGUUGCGGAUGUAUCCUUCUGCUUUUGAGUUCUCUAUGGUUUUCCUGGUGGAUUUCUUGGACUGUGUGCUGUCCUGUCGUUUUGGAAAUUUCUUCUGUAAUAGUGAAAAGGAGAGGCAGGAAUGUGGCGUCUCUGAGGCUUGUGGAUGUUUAUGGUCAUAUUUGGCUGAUUUGCGUGCUUCAGAGGGAAGCUCUCAUGUGCAUUACAACUUCUUUUAUGAUCCGGUAAAACAUGCUGAUGCACUAUUACCACCAGCAGCUGCCUUAGCCCCAACUCUCUGGCCCCAAUUUCAUCUCCGUUGGGCUUGUCCUUCAGAAGCUCAAGCUGGGGAGCUUGAAGCUCAAUUUAAGAAAAUGGCUGUAAAAUUCUCUGAACUGCAGAAGGCGAAAGAGGUGGCAGAAAGGAAAGCUAAAGAGAUUACAACUGCUAUGGAAUCAUUAAGUGCAGAGUUACGAAAUGAGAAGCAGCUCAGCAGCUUGGCUAUGAACCAGGCGAAGAGAGCCAUCAAGGAAAAUGUGGCCAUAAAGAGAGCAGUACAGUCUCUGGGGUGCAAUGUUCACUUCUCAACCACUGGUGAUUGUACUGUUGGCAUUGAAAGCAACCCAACAGAAAUUCCACAGAAAUUCAUUAAUUCUUCUUCAAAAAGAGAUGGUACUUUGCAGAAUGAUGAGAAAUCAGAUCUCUCUGUUUCUAUUACGGUAAUGGCUGACAAUGAUAUUCCCCACAAUCCAAUUGAUCGAGUAUGUGAAACUUUAUGUCCAUUACGCACUCGAGAUGGAGUCUGCAGGUGGCCAGAUGCUGGUUGUGCGCAGCUUAGUAGCCAAUUUGUUGGACUAAAGGCAAAUUUUGAUGCAUUUGACCAGCUUUCUAUUUACGAUAGUUAUUUUCAACCAGAAAAAUAAUUAUGGAUUUGGAGCCAAGCAUGCAAUCCAGCCAGCACCAAAAUUUUGUUGCAGUAGCUUCUCCUUUGGGGAAGGAUUCGAGUAGAUUUAUAUUUAAAGCUUUAUCAGAACAGAUACAAGAUUCUUUCUAAGCUCACCAUCAAAGGCAAUGGAUGUACUAAAAUGGACCCUCACAUUUUGGAUGGGUCCCCGGACUGUUUGUACAGACUAUAGAGUUUAGCUGAGGACCAGCUUCAUAUAGACAAUGUAGAAACCCAAAAGGCAAGCUUGAAAUUAUACAUGCUAGAGCUAAUGUAUAUUAGAGUGGUCCAAAUCUUUGUAGGUUUUGUCAAGGUGUUGUCUGGUUAGUUUAGUUUUAGUGUCAUUCAUUUCUUGAAUAAGAUAAGUUUUUGUACAGUUUUCUAGUUAUUUAUUGUAACAUUUUUUUAUUUUAUGGGUAAUUUAUAUGCCAGAAGUGUAAUCUAAUAAAUUUUGUUACUAGUGGAAGAAUUUCCUUUUCAUUAA
Quercus robur (English oak) is the source of this 3331-nucleotide messenger RNA. Its product is annotated as phosphatidylinositol-3-phosphatase myotubularin-1-like. The record is from RefSeq and is a predicted model, not a curated record. Gene Ontology annotation, molecular function: phosphatase activity. The coding region runs from base 221 to 2827 and encodes 868 amino acids. Lineage: Eukaryota; Viridiplantae; Streptophyta; Magnoliopsida; Fagales; Fagaceae. Gene Ontology annotation, biological process: dephosphorylation. The transcript is spliced from 20 exons.